Cheilinus undulatus (humphead wrasse) is the source of this 1242-nucleotide messenger RNA. RefSeq lists its product as uncharacterized. Lineage: Eukaryota; Metazoa; Chordata; Actinopteri; Labriformes; Labridae. The coding region runs from base 348 to 854 and encodes 168 amino acids. Gene Ontology annotation, cellular component: NURF complex; MLL1 complex. The record is from RefSeq and is a predicted model, not a curated record. The transcript is spliced from 5 exons.
UGCAGCACCGCUGUAUUGACUGCUGUUAGAGCUACCCAGAGCUAAUGUGGCUAAGGUAGGCUAACCUAGGCUGAUAGACCUGAUCUAACUCUCUGUUUGUUUAACUUUACUAAGAUUAUAAAUCAGACUGAUCCGGGUUAAACACGGGAACAGGAUCUGGACUAUAAAAACACAAAUAUAAAACUACAGUUAGAGAUAAACUGAUACUGAUAACAUCAGCUAGCUCCGCUGUUAGCAUCGACGUGGUUCAAAAACAUGGACAUUUAGAAUAUAAAGGAUUAAACUAUGAAGGACAUUUAAAGUAUGAGGAUUUAAAGGAGUAAAUAUCACUAACAAAGACCACCAGGAUGACCUCAGCUUCUACUAAAGUUGGAGAGAUCUUCUCAGCAGCGGGAGCCGCCUUCACUAAACUAGGAGAGCUCACCAUGCAGCUCCACCCGGUGGCAGACUCCAGUCCUGCAGGCGGUCAGACGAAGAGCACGGUGAAGAGAAAGCUGUAUGAGGACGGAGCUCCGCCCUCUGAAGGACCCAAGAAGUCUGUUAAAAAAACUCCAGCUGCUGGAACGCUGGGAACGCCGACUGUGGUCUCUGUCCCCACGGCUAAAGUGGUGAUGACCUCCGGUCUACAGAGCCCCCCCAACAACAGCAGCAGUCAGCCAGCGCUGAAGAAACAGAAGACUGCAGAUGUGACUCUGAGCGCUCUGAAUGACUCGGACGUGAACAGUGACCUGGUCGACAUCGAGGGACUCGGAGAUGGAUCAAACUCCAAAAAACUGAACUUUGACCAAGAUAACCUGAACCUGGACUCUAGUCUCAUCAUGAACCCCGGUGACCUCCCACUGCUCUCACGCUGACCCCUCACUUCCUGAGGUCAACUUCUCCAAAAUUAGAGUCUUUACAUCUGAAGAACUGUUGGAUCCACUGAGACUCGUUGGCACCAUCUGGAUCACUUUAUUUCUAUUUUUCUGCUGAUUUUAUUUUGUUAUUCUCUUUCAAAGACUUUUAUUUUGUAGGAAAACAAAAACAUUAGAAAUCUUUGGGCACAUUAAAACUAGAAUCUCUUGUGUAACUCACCAGGAGACUGUGGAGAAGAGAGACUCUUUAAAUCUGUGAAUAUUGGAGAUUCUGACCCUGGUUCUCUUUGGUGUGAUGAUCUGUUUGGUGUUAGACCAACAGAAGCAUCAGCAGGAAAUAGAUCAGUCAAUGUGUGGAUUUACAAUUAAAAACUUUGUUUCAUUGUCA